Cokeromyces recurvatus is the source of this 1692-nucleotide messenger RNA. RefSeq names its product ribonuclease H-like domain-containing protein. Gene Ontology annotation, cellular component: cytoplasm. The coding region runs from base 1 to 1692 and encodes 563 amino acids. The transcript is spliced from 5 exons. NCBI's taxonomy places the organism in Eukaryota, Fungi, Mucoromycota, Mucoromycetes, Mucorales, Mucoraceae. The record is from RefSeq and is a predicted model, not a curated record. Gene Ontology annotation, molecular function: 3'-5'-RNA exonuclease activity; RNA binding.
AUGGAGAUUUCUAGACAACAGUUUAUACAAAAAUUACCUACAAUUGAAAAGGCCAUCAGUGAAUGUGACUUUUUAGCUGUAGACACAGAGUUAUCAGGUCUUCAUCGCCCACCUACCUCCAUUAGACUUUAUUCAAUGGAGGAUCGUUAUAAGGAAUAUAAAGAAGCUACUGAACGCUUUUUGAUCAUUCAAUUUGGUCUUUGUACCUUUACCUGGGAUGAACCUACAGGUCGUUAUAUCGCAAAGCCCUUCAAUUUUUACAUUUUUCCUACUAGUAUGACAGGUCAAGUCACUACAAAUCGACUCUUUAUGACACAAGCACAGGCAUUUGAUUUUUUGACAAAACAAUCAUUUGAUUUUAACAAAUGGGUCUAUCAGGGUAUACCUUAUUUAACUAUAGAAGAGGAAAAGGAAUUUGUAUCGGAGGCAAGUAAGAAAUUGAACGAGAAUAUACCCGAUAUUCCAAUCGAUGAACAGGAGCUCAAGUUUGUCGAAGAGGCUCGAGAAAAGAUUCAAGAAUGGAUAAAAACAUGGAAUGGUAAGCCAGUGGAGACAACAACAAAAACAGUUAAAGCAGAGGAUAUAGAUGGUGUAAAUAUUACAACGAAGAAUGCAUACCAAAGAAGACUUCUAUAUCAAGAAGUUCGAAAAUUUGAUGGCUUAACUGCAAUUGGCUUACAAGGCUUUAUUCGAGUCGUAAGACUUUCCAAAAAGCAACAAGAAGAUCGUUUAAAGGAAAAGAAGGAAAAGUUUGAAAAGGACUGUGAAAUAGCUAUUGGAUUUAGAAAAGUAAUCGAUAUGAUAUCUAAAUCUCGUAAGCUGGUUAUAGGUCAUAACAUGCUUCUAGAUAUCUGUCAUAUCAUUGGUCAAUUUGUUCAACCUUUACCUGACACCUUGUUAGAAUUUAAAACACUAGCUCACAAAUUAUUUCCAAAGAUGAUCGAUACUAAGUAUAUUUGUAUUUCAAUGCCUGAAUUCCAAUCUAUUUUUGGUACAGGGACAGCAUUAGAAACAGUGAGAUUUGAAACAAGCAAAAGUAUGUUCAAAAAUCCUCAUAUUGAUAUGCAUCCUGCUUUUCCUCGUUAUCUGACCGAUAUGGCACAUGAAGCCGGUUGCGAUGCUUAUAUGACAGGUUUUGUCUUUUUAAAACUUGUCUCCUUUCUUGAUAAAUCCCGUCAUCCAGACAAAUAUAGUCUUUUUGACAAAGAAGAAGAAAAUGAUACAAAAGAAGAAGAAGAAGGAAAGGAACGUAAAGUAGAUGCAGAUGGUUGGGAAAUAAGUGAAUCUGAAAAUGAAGAGGAUUCGGAAUGGGAUAAGCCUAUUGAAGAAGAGGUCUAUAACUAUGGCUCCAUUCGAGUCGAUCUAAAUAAUGAAAUUUUGUCGGAUAUAAUGAAUAAGACAGCACUCGUUCGUACUGCUUUUAGUUGUUUCGAUUUUGUCAGCCCUGAGCCCUUAGUGAAUCAAACAAAUACUUUUCAUGUCCUUGCCAAAACAACCACUCAACAUUUCCCUAAAGAACUUGCUCAUGAUUUUUUUUCUAGGUAUGGAAAAUAUAUUAUAGAAAAUGACUGUCAUAACCCUCAAGCUGCAUUUGUGGUCUUUGAAAAUUUAAAGGAAGAUCCCUUAAAAAUUGUAGGAGAUAAGUUUGUUAUUACUCCAAUAUCAGAAUAUCUUUUGAAUAAUAAAAAGUAA